GGUAACUUCAGCAAUGACUAAUAACUACAGUGUUGUAGUAAAUAUUUACUAUGAUAAAAUAAUCGACCUAAAUAAUAUGGACAAUAUUGGUACUUAGUAAAUAAUAAUAUUCCACUAUUCUUAAGUGUUUAAAAUAGAUUUUGUGACUAGUUCAGUGAUAAUUAAUAUUAUGAAUGCUUCUGGAUAUUCUUCGGAUACUGCAGUGCGUUACAAUAGAAUUCCUUUAUCUCAUGGAAAGGCGUCGUCGGUUCCUUUUGCGACCAUUGAUGGAAAGGUGAUAGGAUCUGAUAACCCAGGCAGUUCUGGGAGUAUGGAUGUAUUGCCCCUGCACCCAAAAUCAUUUGUCGCACUGCAGGAACUGCAGAAUGAAGUCGGUGCGCUGCUCGAAUUCCGCGAUCUCGUCAUCGAGACGUUCCCCAAUCUUCGUUCCAGGAUGUCAGCUGCUAAUUCAGCGAACUCCUCGGCGUCCUCCUCCACGUUGGCGACCGCCAACGGUCAUCACCACUUGCAUCACCAUGGGAUGGCACCCGGUGUCGGUGUUUCAGGGACCACCAACGGACACCUUUCGCAUCAAAGUAGAACCGCCGACUGGGAAUCAGGGACCAGAGUUAGGAGGAGGCCGAUUAAGGAGCAGCAGAAAUGCACGCAGGAGACUAGCGUCAAUGGAGGAAUCCAAGACAGUGGCUUUUCAACUGACGCAGCGUCAACGUCCAGUAAAGAAUCUAGCAGCACGACCCCAUCCGCCACACACAGCACUGGAGUCGUGCACGGACCAGGACCUGGACAAGGUGCCAAUGUUGCCCUCGACGAACUAUGGUCGCUUUUAGACGUUAUUCAUAGAAAAGGCACACGUCUACGGGACGAAGCCCAGCAAUUGCAGCAGCAGCAGGCGUCUUCCUGGACGCCAGGUGACCAGCUUCCUAUACAGGCGAACAACGAACAGAAUGGCCUCCAUUUACUAAAUGGCGGCGCUGAAGCAUCUCGUCUUCGUAUCGCAUUGGACGAAGCUCUGAGACAAAGGGACGCACUUGAUCAAGAAUUACGCAAAUUAAGACUAUCUUCCAAUGAAGAUCAAUAUGAAAAAGACAGACAAGAAGAUGAGAAGAAACUGGAAGAAGAGAUUUCGUCCAGAAUUUUAGAUGACGCUUUAGGGCCAUUGCAACUUCCACUGAAGGUUGAACCACCUGAUAGGAACUGGGUUAAGGCUGUGUUGUUGGAAAAUAGUGCACUGAGCUUGAAAAGACAUUUAUUGAAUGCUUUAGCGAAUAAUAAGACAUUACUGCACCGCUUGGAAAUCUCAGACAGAGCAAGACGAGUGCUUGAAGAUACUAUUGCUAAGUACAGAGAAGAGGUUGAUGAUGUACAUUUUCAGCUGGAGGAAAAGAAUAUCGAACUUGAAGGAACGCGCGCACGGAUUCGCAUUUUAGAGAACAAAACUAUAAACCGCUACAGUAGUUCUACCAACGUAGUCUUGCAUGGAAAGGAUAUCACACACAACGAUGGAUUCAAGCCUAUUUCAAAUUCCAAUCAAGGGCAGUUGAUUGUAGUCAAGACACCAGCAUCACCAUACAGCAGUAGCACCGAAUCGGCUCACGACGUGGAUACAAAUCACAACGGUUUCAAUUCUACAAGUCCUAAACAUAGGCCAAGUAGAAUACCUCUACCUGGUCAUUCCAGGACUGCUUCAACGACUCCGUCCAAGCUGAAUGUUUCUCCAAAUAGAUCACUUAGCAGAGACUCCUGUAGAAGUGCCUCCAGCAUUCCAAUAGCCAAAACACCUCAUACCACUAUGAGGAACUUGAGCUCUCCAGUGCCUAGAUUGAAAAGAGAUUCCUUGACGGGGAGAAUAAGGAAUCAUGAUUCUUUAUCUAGAGUGCGAGAAAAAAACUUAAUUUCUAGCAACAAGAAUGUUUCGACUUUGCACAAGAAUGCAGGUUCCAAUACGCAUUUGGUUAGCGACAAGGUUAGGCAGCAGAAGAUGCCCUUUUGGUCAAACUGGUUUAAAAUGUUGGAUAGCGGUGGGCAAUGA
This is a messenger RNA of Ctenocephalides felis (cat flea), 2029 nucleotides long. RefSeq names its product myotubularin-related protein DDB_G0290005-like. The record is from RefSeq and is a predicted model, not a curated record. Lineage: Eukaryota; Metazoa; Arthropoda; Insecta; Siphonaptera; Pulicidae. Bases 170 to 2029 code for a protein of 619 amino acids. The transcript is spliced from 8 exons.